ACUGCUUCCAGUGUCAGUUCUACACAGACAUGGCAGUCCAAAACUCCCUCCAAAUAACUUCUUCUUCUUCUAGUGCUAAUGAUGACGAUGGACGUUCCAAGAGAACUGGAACUGCAUGGAGUGCUGUGUCUCAUAUCAUUACUGCUAUUAUUGGUUCUGGUGUUCUGUCUCUGGCUUGGAGUGUUUCUCGGUUGGGUUGGAUUGCAGGGCCUGUUUUCCUGCUUUUCUGUGCCAUUGUCACCUAUUUUUGUUCCAUCCUCCUUUCUGAUUGUUACAGAACUCUAGAUCCUGUUUCUGGCAAGAGAAACUACUCUUAUAGGGAUGCUGUUAGGACCUACCUUGGACCAAAACGUACAUGGUUGGCUGGUUUCUGUCAAUAUUUGAACUUGUGUGGGACUAGUAUCGCUUACGUUAUUACCACAGCAACCAGUCUGAGGGCAAUUCUGAAGUCAAACUGUUAUCACAAGUAUGGACACCACGCUCGUUGUCACUAUGGGGAAACCUUGUUCAUGGUGCUGUUUGGAGUUGUACAGUUCUUUAUGUCAUUCAUACCAGAUCUCCAUAAUAUGGCAUGGGUUUCAAUUGUUGCUGCAAUUAUGUCAUUUUCAUAUUCUUUUAUUGGACUAGGACUUGGAAUUGCAAAAGUUAUUGAAAAUGGGACAAUUAAGGGAAGCAUAACAGGAGUACCAACUAGUAAUGCUGUUGAAAAGCUAUGGUUAGUGUUUCAAGCACUAGGUGACGUUGCCUUUGCCUAUCCAUACUCAGUCAUUCUCCUUGAAAUACAAGAUACGUUGAAGUCUCCGCCACCUGAAAACCAGACCAUGAAGAAGGCCUCCAUGAUAUCAGUCCUUGUCACUACCUUCUUUUACCUUUGUUGUGGAUGCUUUGGAUAUGCAGCAUUUGGAAGCAAUACGCCCGGAAACUUAUUGACAGGCUUCGGCUUCUACGAGCCUUUCUGGCUUGUUGACUUUGCUAAUGCUUGCAUUGUUGUUCAUUUGGUGGGAGGAUAUCAGAUAUACAGUCAACCAAUAUAUGCUGCUGCUGAUAGAUAUAGUUCUAGAAGGUUCCCAAACAGUACCUUUGUAAACAAAGUUUACCAAGUGAAACUCCCUCUCUUGCCUGUGUUUCAGCUGAGUCUGUUCAGGCUCUGUUUCAGAACAGUGUAUGUGAUUUUCACCACAGGCAUAGGCAUCCUCUUCCCUUACUUCAACCAGGUCCUGGGAGUUUUAGGAGCUUUGAACUUUUGGCCUUUGACCGUAUACUUUCCUGUGGAGAUGUACUUUGUGCAGAAGAAAAUUGGUGCUUGGACUACAAAAUGGAUUGUUCUUAGAUCCUUUAGUUUUGUCUGCUUCAUUAUAAGUGUCUUGGGACUUGCUGGGUCUAUUGAAGGAAUCAUCAAGGCGAAACUCAGCUCAUAGGAUACGAAGAAGAUCAGUUAUUCUACUUUGCGCUGAAGUUGAUGCUCCUAUGAAAGGUAAUCCUAUUCGAAGUACUGUCGGGUACUAAAUGUAAGCACCUUUUUCAGCGGGGAUUCGAACCUUGGUUCGCUAUGUUAUGAGAGACUAACCCCUUCCACUAGACCCAACUCCUGUUGGUAUAUCACACUGAAAUUGCUCGUAUACUUUGAAUAACUUUGUAAGCCUACCUUGUACACUCUUAUAGAUUUUUAUUGAGAGAAUCAGAAAAGAAUAUAAUCACAUAAAAAGCCCAAAUAACAAGCGAGUACCAUGAAUUUGUUAUCA
Neltuma alba is the source of this 1742-nucleotide messenger RNA. RefSeq names its product probable amino acid permease 7. The transcript is spliced from 8 exons. The record is from RefSeq and is a predicted model, not a curated record. Bases 30 to 1418 code for a protein of 462 amino acids. NCBI's taxonomy places the organism in Eukaryota, Viridiplantae, Streptophyta, Magnoliopsida, Fabales, Fabaceae.